AGUCUAAAGGGACAGAAAUGGCCACCGGACUCCUCUGCCGCCCCAUCCAACUCAUUCAGGACUUCGGGUGACUCUCGUAGGUACCCCCUCCCGGGGUACACUCUGAGGGACUCGAUCCCUGCGCUGUAGGGGCACAGGUCUGGUCUUGGAGACAGACACACUCUGAGCACUGCCUGCCACUGGGUAAGGGAUGCUCUGGGGGGACGUGGGACGAGGUCUGAGGAGUCGUCACUUGGAGAGCCUCUAAAUGCACUCUCCAGGAAGAACAGGUGUCUGCCAGGGUGGAAGGAGGUGGGCAAAGCGAAUGAGGGCUGGAGGUAAAGCACCAGCAAAGGUAAUAAGAAGUAAAGUAUAAGAAAGAGGGCUGUCCAGCGGCUGGAGCACUGAGGUGUGAGCGCAGGGAUCACAGUGUGACUCGCCACACUGGGCAGGGCCUGGAAACCAUACUGGAGUUUGGAUUCAUCUCCCUACUACGAGGAAAGCACAAUACUGCCCUAACUUCCAGGUCAUAUCCGGAGUGGGCAGCCGGCAACCACAGCGGGAGUGGAGGGAAGGGGUGUCCCCAGCUAGGGACUUUGAAAUCACCAUACCCGAAUUCCAGGGAAGCUGCGACUUGGGGCAGAACCAUUCUCCGGAGGUGGAGAGGAGAGGAGAAGCCCUGCACUCGUAACCAGAGCCCAUGGAACCGGUUGGGAUGGCCACUCGACUCUUCUCCUUAUUCUGGUUUUUGCUCGCUGCCUCGCCACCAAGAGCUUCCCUUGUGCGCGACCCCCAGUCCCGGACCCACGGGUUGCUCCCGGCCGCCCACUCCCGCGCGUUGUACCGCUCGGCGGGCGCCCACUCCGGGCGCUGGUUAUCCAGGCCUGGCUGCUGCAGCCGGUUGAGGCGUUGCGUCCUAAGGGAUCGGGGCCCCGGCACCCGCGGCCGGACAGGGGGCAGGAUCCAGAUCCCCAUCCGUCUCGGGACGUCCAGCCCCAGCUCGCCUGACCUCCAAGGCUGGAUCAGGGGCCGAAACCUCACGCGCGUCCGCAUUCUCAGCCGCCCGGGGGAAUGCCCAGUACGUGCCCAGCAACUCGGACGCGCCACGGACCCGUUUCAUAUUCCAGGGACCCUUUGGUCCCCGGGCCACUGGCCUGGGGACUGGAAAGGCGUCGGGCAUCUGGAAGACGCCGGCAGCCUACAUCGGGCGCUCCGCCUUUAUUCGGGAUCUGGAGGAAGGUGCAGGGCGGGUGAAUGUGUCUGUUUUCUGAGGCACGCAGGAGGCUCCAGUGAGUCGGCCAAGGCUGCCCUCUGGAGAGAGCGGGACCUAAAUACGGCGGCUCGCAUUGGCCAGUCCCUGGCGAAACGGAACCGUGCUCUGAUGGAGGAGAACAGCAAGCUGGAAGCCAUGCUGGGCUCAGCCAGGGAGGAGAGUUUACAUCUCAGACGCCAGCUGUGCUUGAGAGGUGAUUUCCUCCAGCUCUACUCCGACUCUGAUGAGGAGGAAGAGGAAGACGAAGAGGAAGAAGAGGAGGACUAAGAGGAAGAAGAGGAGGAGGAGGAGGAAGAUGAGGCAGAGGCAGAGGAAGAAGAGGCAGAGCAGCAGCACCAUCAUCCCUAUGGAGCCCGUGGGUUGACUUCCGUGCGGGAGGUUGAGUCGCUACACUACUGCCCCCAGCUGGAAACCCUGCAGGAGCAGCUGAGACGGCUGGAGGAGGAGAACCAGCCCUUGAGAGAGGAGUAUGGAGCCCAGAUGGAGAAGUUGCAGCAGCAGCUGGCUUUGGAGAAGGAAAUCCAGAUGAGGCUCCAGGAUGAGGAGUCACAGGAUAAUUGCAGAGGAGACGUCACACCUGGGGAGCUGGGGGCCACAGAAGAGGGUGUGCCUGCUGUGGACGGGUUGACAGAAGAGGUGGAGCUGGUGUUGGAGGAGGCUGAAGCCUGGGAGGAGGUGGAGCUGGAGCUGGAUGACGGCGUGGUGACCUCGACGCUGGAGGCCAGCGGCUUGGGCCCCUCUCACCUAAGCAUGAAGUAUGUCCUCCAGCAGGUGGCUGACUGGUGGGACUCAGGGUACAGGUGGCAACUGAGACAGAAGAUGUUCCAGAAAGGUGAGAAGGCUUUGCUGUGUCCCAGCAGCCUGCAGAGGCUUCACAGACAGCCUGAGGCCCAUCCUUCAGCUAGCUGCCUGGCCAAGUCCCACCUGCCCCGGAAACCUCCUUCCCACCCUCCCAAAUGGGACCCUCCUGUGUCAGCGGUGCACCUUCUGUCCUGACGAACCUGGGCUGGGCCUUAAAGACCCAAGCCUGCAGGCUUUCUUGAGAUAGGGGACCCUGGCCCUCACUCUGCAACUGGGCCUGGGAUCACGUGCUAGUCAAGGGGGCGGUGGAAGCCCAGGGGGAGGCCGGCCAGUUUCCAGACCCAGCUCUGAGCUGGGCUGGAGGUGAGGCUCGGGCCCUGGUGCAGGAAGGUGUUCCGACGACUCUCCUAACAACAUGCACCUUGACCCCCAAGGUAAAGGUGGCUUCCAAGUCCUUGCUGACUUUCAGGGACCUGGCCCUCUUCCUCCAUUCUUGGCCCUUUCCUCUCAGUCUGUCACUACUGUUGGAAACCCAGAGUGUCUGUAUGUGAGGCCCCCUCUGUCCACUGGGGACCUCCUCCCCACCUCCCUGUCUGUGGCCCUUGAGUAUCUAGGCUCCCUGCCCAAGUCAACCCCUUCCUGUUGCCCUCCCCUCCUCAUUUCUUCAUUCCAGAUGUUCUGCCCUUUUCUACUCUUUAUUCCUAAACAGCUAGACUCUGGGACUCAGGACCCCACUCGGUCUGACCCUACUCCCUGCUGUGCUACUUGCUUUUCUGUUCUUCUGUUGCUUGUCAGCCCAUACACCUGCUGGUGCAGGAAAUAAAGGACCUGUGUGCUACCAGGCCUUCACUCUGGCAUCUUUCUCUGGGAGCGUGUGUGCGUGUGUGUGUGCAUUCGUGGGUGC
Messenger RNA from Lutra lutra (Eurasian river otter), 2957 nucleotides. RefSeq names its product huntingtin associated protein 1 (gene HAP1). Gene Ontology annotation, molecular function: signaling receptor binding. Gene Ontology annotation, biological process: neurogenesis; anterograde axonal transport of mitochondrion; neurotrophin TRK receptor signaling pathway. The record is from RefSeq and is a predicted model, not a curated record. The transcript has 10 exons. Gene Ontology annotation, cellular component: dendrite. NCBI's taxonomy places the organism in Eukaryota, Metazoa, Chordata, Mammalia, Carnivora, Mustelidae.